This is a messenger RNA of Symbiodinium pilosum, 4854 nucleotides long. The record is from the annotation of a GenBank genome assembly. Lineage: Eukaryota; Dinophyceae; Suessiales; Symbiodiniaceae.
AUGCUUGCAGGCGGGCCUUCCUUGCCGGUUCUCGAGUUGGCAGUGCUGCUUGCGGGGCUUGCAUUGGUGCCACUGGAUGUCGACGAGCCGCUGCCGCGACUGCAGCUGAUCGCAGAGGAUUCCGGACCAUUGCUCGCCUUGGUUGUAGCAGAACCUCAACUGGACAAAGCGCAGAUGUUGCUGCAGAUGCUGCAGAAUGAUUCUGGGUAUCCGAGUGGCACACGCGGCACACGGCUUCUUCAAGAUUCAGAGCUCCUGCCAAAAGAGGGACCUGUGACAUGCAAGCUUCAACAACCACAUCACUUCGUUCCGGAGCAGAUCUCCCACAUCUUCUUCACAUCCGGAAGCACUGGACGUCCAAAAGGAUGCAUGUGCAGCUAUCAGAAUUUGGUCUCCUAUUGUUUGGCCAAGAACACCAUCCACCAGGUAGAUACCUCCAGCGUUGUCUUUGUUGCCAGCGCGCACACCUUUGACCCGUCCCUGGGUGACUUCUUUGCCACCUGGGUUGCUGGUGCGACAGUGGCCUUGGCACCGCGCGCAGUGCUGCAGGCUUCGCUGAAGCGCUGCUUGAUCAACGCCCAGGCCAGCCACGUGCAAACGACUCCUGCGCACUUCGCCACUGUAGAGGCUGGAGCACCUCCGCAGCUGCGAGUCGUCGCUUUGGGAGGCGAGCUGAUGCCACAGUCACUGACCGCUUGGGCUGACCAAGUCCGCUUGCUAAACACCUAUGGCGUCACGGAAUGCACCGUGUAUCAGGCAGCAGCAGAGCUCUCGCCUCAAAGCAGUCCACGUUCGCUGGGUUGGGCCCUGCCUGGCACGAAGCUUUGCCUCGCUGCUGGGAGAGGUGACGAUCCGACUUCGUGUGUGGAGGAUGCCAGCGGCGCCCAUGGCGAACUGUGGAUCGCAGGAGCACAAGUGGGUCUUGGCUACAUGAGGCGCCCAGAGCUGACUUCCGAGCGGUUUAGAGAUCUUCCGGGCCUGGGGCGCUGCUUCCGCAGCGGUGACCUGGCUGCUGCCAGAGACGGGGGCUGGCAGCUGCUGGGCCGCCGCGAUGGGAUGGUGAAGCUGCGUGGCCGUCGGGUGGAGCUUGGGGAGAUUGAGGAGGUCCUGCUGGCUUCAGCGCCGGAGGUAAUUUCGGCGGCGGCUGCUGUCGUCAUUCCACCCGGUCAACUUGUUCUCUACUGUGUGCUGCACGGACAGCAGCCGGAUGAUUGCAAAGAAGUUUCCUGUGCAUUGCUUCGACGCUUGGGGGAAGACCGUUUGCCGAGCCACAUGGCGCCCAGCUUGGUCGUAGCUCUGGAUUCGCUGCCGAUGACUGCCACCGGAAAGGUCUCUCGCCGAGAAUUGGCCCAGCGGCCGCUGCCAGAGACAGCCCUGGAGACAAGCCACGAUGGACCCGCUGGCCUGCCGGAGCCAGCCAUCCGUGUCGCUGCGGCGUGGAGUGAGGUUCUCGGGGUUCCAGUGCGAAGUGCCCGAGCUCACUUCCUGGCUCUGGGUGGGGACUCCCUGGCCGCGCUCCGAGUCUGCCAACGGCUGGCAAGCAGGAGCUCUGCAGCACAGACUAGCAUGACUGGCGUCUUUGGUGAGCUUCUGCCAGAGCCGCUGCUCCCGGCACACCUCCUCAGCAGACCUUACUUGGGAGACUACCUGCAGCACUUGCAGCGGUCUUCUGUGGGCCUCGAGUUCAGUGCGGCAAACGACUCCGAGACAUCGCAGGCUGCCCACGCUGAUCAGAUCCCUGACGCAGGCCAGGCCACUUACCACGAACUCCUUCAGCAAGCUGCUGGUGUGGGAGCGAUUCGCGUUGUUCGCAACCUCCUGAAACACAAGGACAUCAUUCAGUCAGCCACGUGUGCGCGCACGCCGUUGCAUGCCGCAUGCAUCAAUGGCCGCACUGAAAUCGUCCAACUGCUGCUGGAAGCCCGGGCCUCCGUGGGCGUUGCUGAUGGAAACGGUGUCCAGCCUCUCCAUGUGGCAGCGCAGGGAGGAUCGGAGCCAGUGCUUUCCUUGCUUCUUGGAGCGCGCGCAAAGAUGGAUGCCAUCAGCAUGGAGAAGCAAACCGCUCUUCAUUGGGCAGCCCGAUCUGGAGCACCUGGAGCUGUCCUGAAUCUUCUUCUGGCUGAAACGGGCGGUGUGGCCAGAAAAGCUCGAGGCAGCAAAGCCCCCGCAGCAGUGAAGGUUGAUGCCAAGGAUUCAUGGGGCAGGUCACCAUUGCACUGGGCAGUCGUCAACGGCCACAGAACUGUCGUUAUGAAACUCCUUGAAGCAGGUGCCAACCGCAAUCUGCAAGACGCCGAAGGUGAGACGCCUCUGCAAAUUGCCGAGCGCCGGGCCCAAUGUCGAGCACAAGACCGACCAGGAGAUAUGGGGGCUUCUGUCUUCGGUGACAUUGCCACUUUGCUGGGCGGCUCAGCCAGCACAGCCGGCGACUCUUUCCUUCCUGCGCAGGGUGCGUGUGUAGCUGCCUCAUUUCUGCCUGUGCAGUAUCCGACCGAACAGCUUGACCUCGAAAAGAUAUUGUUCUCACCAGAUUCCACUUUCAAGAUUGGUCUUGGCGUGACUAUAGUUGGCUUCCUCAUCGGCUUGGUGUCCAUUGUUACCGUCACUGCUGCAAUGGAAGACAAGAGUGGACGACUGGCCACUUCGGGCCCCUUUGCCGUGGUAAGGUCUCCAACAUAUACAGGUUUCAUAAUCAUGUGCGCUGGGGCUUGCAUCAUGACCCUCAGCCCGGUGCGAGCUGUGUUCACGGUGGCCCUGGCGAUCGUUCUGUCCAUGAAGCUGGCGGAGGAGGAGGAAGCCUUGCUUGAUGCACGGCCCGAAGAGUGGGCGCAGUACACCAAGUUGCUUGGAUUUCACAAGGGGUUGCGCUUAGGAUUUCCACGCGUAGCUACACAAACACAGAUCAAUGCUCUUUUCCUGGUUUGCGGAAAGGGUGCCUUGGCUCCAGUUCCUGCGCUGCCUGCGCUGCUUGCGUCCUUGGCUGUGCCGGCGGCUUUGCAGCUUUUCAAGCGGCGGGCGAGGCCUUGGAGGACCCGUGGGCCCAAGCUCUGUGCCACUGGCUUUGCCGUCGAAACACUCAGGCAGCGUGCAGUUUAUGGGCCCCAAGAUGGCUUUGAAAGGGAGGCAAAACUGAGGACUUGGUUGAAGCAAAUGGGGUGCAGCGGCAUGGACCUGGUUGAGCUUGGCAAGAAGUCCGGCGUGUGGCUGAAGCCCGACCUGAGUCCCGCAGAGCAGGAGGCUGUGAGAGAAGGGAACAUUGUCCUGGAGGUGCCAAGGCAAGCCUGGAUUCAGGCUGUCGAUGUGUCUGAUGAAGUCGACAUCGAGGAAGCGCUCGCUGCACAGCUCCUCCAAGAAAGGGCGAAAGGUUCUGCUUCAAGUUUCGAGCCUUAUGUCGACUUUCUCUGGCGCAGAGACCUGUCGCACCAUCCCAUGUUCUGGAAGUCUGAAGAGCUGUCGUGGCUAUCGGCUUGCGACGGCGCACAGGCCGCGGUCCUGAAGAUGCAGGAGCGGGCAGAGCAACGCCUGGUCGAUCUACGCCAGAGGUUCGAGUCGGCAUCGGAGGAGGACAUUCGUUUUGCCCUGUGCCUGGUGGAGACCAGGGCCAUCCAGACCGAGGGUGUCUGCGGCGCACUUGUCCCGCUGUUGGACCACCUGCGCAACGACUCCACCGCCAGCCCCGCCCUGAUCGUUGGGGAUGAAGGGGUCGCUGGUGGUCCAAUUGUUGGCGUCGCGCUUCAUGAUCUGGAUCCCGGAUCAGAGUUGCGCAACUGCUUUGAGCCUGUGAGCAACCUGGAGCUCUUCACGCAGUACGGCGAGGUUCAGAUCCGCGAUGCUGCUGGAGUUGAUGAAGCCGUGCCCGAAGCUAACGCAUUCAACUAUGUGCAGCUACCUGUCAAAGCUUUUCCAGAGCAGUGGCGCGCAAGCUCAGAUGCUUUGAAGAAGGUGAAGCUUGAGGUUCUUGAAAGACGGGCUGGCCUUGACCUGGGUCGCGAAGCUGGUGCACAGCAGGUCAUGCGGCUGCCUAUGGAUGCCAUGGUCACUGGCCGCAUGCUCCCUGCAGCGCGCUUUAUUUGCAUGCCGGUACCGCCCCAAGACAUGGAGGAGAAGUGCGAGGAGCUCUUCACGAACCUGUUCUCAGACUGUGAUCCCAGCUUACUUCCUGGGAACAAUGACGAGUGGGGCAGUCAGUCGGCAAGCUCGCGAGCGCCGCCAGCUAAUGCCGACGAGUUGGCCCUGGAAGUUAAGGCGCGUGUGCUCGUGGCAGAAUGGUUUGAGACCGCCCUGCGGGGCUACGACAAAAUGUCCGAGAGGAUAGCUCAGGAUCUAGAAGACACACUCCUCGAUACUUCGUCAUCUUCGCCAUCUUCGCCUGGCGCUCCCAGCGAAGAUCGCAGUCAGCCGCGACUGGCAGAGGUUACCUACGCCUAUUACAAGGCUAGGCGCAAGGACGGAAGCAAGGGGAAGAGCCGAGCGCCAAAGACGUGCCGAGUGCUUUCCUCCCGUCCCAGUGAAAGUACUGUCAUUGUUCAAUUCCUGGAGAACGGUGUUCGGCACACAAUUCCAGAGGAGUGGCUGGUUCGCGAGGCCAGCACUGUGGCCGGGGCCAAUCAGCAGGGCGAGCAAGCUGCUCAUCGAGCUCGGGGCCUCCUCGCAAUGGCUUUGCUGGGCAGCCAGUCGUCUAUCAUCCAGGCUUGCUACGAAAUGCUGUUGAACGUGCUGCAGAUUGGCCAGGGAAUCCUGGACUGCAAACAGGAGCCGGAAAGGAGAUCAAUGGUGCAACAGUUUCAGCAGGCCUGGCAAGAGGAGUACGACAUGCUUCUGCAGUGCCAGUCUGACAAGCAGGAACCUGCCUAG